AUGCUCACCCUCCAGCGACUCCUCUCGCUGCCCGUUUUCCUUUCGACAACCCUAAUCGCACACGCACUCGCCGCACCAGGCGGCUUCAUCGACGACGACAAAGAUGGCGGAGACGACAAACCGGACUACGCAGCAGCGCUGACGGGCGGUGAAGACUGCAACGACAAGGCUUUGAAAGCGAUAAGAGAAGGCUUCCACGAGAUGAACAAGCUCUUCGCCGUCACUCGCGAAAUUGACUGGAGCCAAGAACCUGAGAUCGAGUUCUUCGGUCGCGAAGACCGUAUAGCGAACUACACGGACAUGAUCGCCGGGAAUCUACUGCGCGCGCAACAAUAUGCGAAUCUGAAGGGCAAUGCGGCGCGGAAUCCGGAUAUACACGUGCGGUGCGACGAUCCGAACGACAUGUGUGACGAAGGAAAUAAGAAAGACGGGAAACAUGUGGCGUAUAAUAUUGGUAAUGAGCCGCAUAUCAACUUCUGCAAGAAGUAUUUCGAUCUGGAUCCGUUGGAUGAGGAGGUGGAUGAGGAAGCGAGUGAUUCGCAGACGAGACUUGACCUAUUGAACUAUUAUAAUCGAGCGACGGCAUGGGCGAGGAUGGUAAUGCAUUUCUCUGAUAUCGGUCAAGCCGUCGUUGUAACACCCGUGCCGACUAAUCAGUCCAAUUCCACAAGCGAGUGGACCCUGAGCACAACAACUGGCCCGAUGAACACAUCUGUCCUUGCCGGCGUCAUAGACCAGCACCCAGACACAAACGGACCGAACAACAUCCGGGUGCUUAAGUACGCAUACGGCGUCACGCGGGCGAAGCUGCUAGCCACUUUAUCGACCCAGGAACCAUAUGACGCUGCGAACAACGCGGAGAAUUAUGCACUGUAUGCGCAGGCGCGCUACGUACUACAGGAGAAGCAAUUCUUCCCUAAUAUGCCGAUAAUGAGCUUUGGUAAUGAUUUGGCGGUCCUCAGCAACGAGCAGAUCCAGGAUGGGGAUCGCAAGAGGUUUGCAUGCUUCGACAUGUCGGACGUGGUGUAA
Messenger RNA from Trematosphaeria pertusa, 1029 nucleotides. RefSeq lists its product as uncharacterized. Gene Ontology annotation, molecular function: metallopeptidase activity. Lineage: Eukaryota; Fungi; Ascomycota; Dothideomycetes; Pleosporales; Trematosphaeriaceae. The record is from RefSeq and is a predicted model, not a curated record. The coding region runs from base 1 to 1029 and encodes 342 amino acids. The transcript has 2 exons.